AUGGCCCCGAAAGUUCUCGUCGUUCUCACGUCUCAGGACAAGAUCCCAGCGACUGGCAACCCCUCUGGCUGGUACUUGCCAGAAUUUGCCCACCCCUACGAAAUUCUCAAGGACAAAGUUGAAUUAGUGAUCGCCUCGCCCAAAGGGGGUGUCGCUCCGCUAGAUCCUGGGUCCGUUACGGCAUUCGCCAAUGAUCCAGUCGCUUCCUCAUUCGCGAAGGAAAAGGAGGCUGUUUGGAGUAAUACCGUCAAACUCUCCGAAGUCAAGGCCGGAGAUUUCGAUGCCAUCUUUUACGUCGGCGGUCAUGGACCAAUGUUCGAUCUCCACAAUGACAAAGACUCCCUCGCGCUGAUCCAGCAAUUUGCGGAACUUAAGAAGCCCGUAAGCGCCGUGUGUCAUGGAUCAGCUGUUCUCCUGAAAGCAACUGCUGGUGGAAAGCCUCUCAUCACAGAUGCCAAGGUGACGGGAUUCUCUAACGCGGAAGAGGGAGCAGUCAAGAUGGCACAAUACAUGCCCUUUGAACUAGAGACCGAGCUGAAUAAAGUGUCGAAUGGCGGAUAUGUCAAGGCUGAUGAGCCCUGGGCAGAGAAGAUUGUUGUGUCCAGGGUGGUUGCCACUGGCGCUCCUCUGAUUACAGGGCAGAAUCCAGCCAGUGCCUCCGGAGUAGGGAAGGAGAUUCUCAAGGUAUUGGGAUUGUAA
Paracoccidioides brasiliensis Pb18 is the source of this 699-nucleotide messenger RNA. RefSeq lists its product as uncharacterized. The transcript has 3 exons. The coding region runs from base 1 to 699 and encodes 232 amino acids. The record is from RefSeq and is a predicted model, not a curated record. Gene Ontology annotation, molecular function: glyoxalase III activity.